This is a messenger RNA of Dibothriocephalus latus, 588 nucleotides long. NCBI's taxonomy places the organism in Eukaryota, Metazoa, Platyhelminthes, Cestoda, Diphyllobothriidea, Diphyllobothriidae. The record is from the annotation of a GenBank genome assembly.
AUGCUCCUUCUCAAGCCUUCCGCCAGUGACGUCGUUCACUCCCAGCUGUUCAUUCGCACACCAGAUGACUGGGAGCUCGAAGUGUCGAUAUUUUUUUCAAAAGAUCAAUGGAAGGCGGUGCUUCCAGUGGAAGUAAUUUGCCUCCAGACAGUGACCGAUGACAGUCGGCGGCCAACCUUCCUGCGUACGGUAUAUCUGGGUCGGGCUCUCAUCGUCGUUGGUCCCACUAGUCAGCCAUUCGAUGUUGAAAAUAAUGAACAGAGGUUAGUCUAUGGGAUCGGCGUGAUACCAGACUUUGCGGACGACGUCCAGAACAUGCGCCUCUCCUUCCUCAUGCGCUUCCGCCCUCCGCACGACUUUUACGCUUUCGUGGAGCUCGAUGAUCGCCUCUGGAUGUCACAGGUGCUCACUGGCCUGGCACAAAAUGCGACAACAACAAUAACAACGAAGAAGACGCAGAUGCUUCCUGUGGCAGUGCCGACUGAAGUCGUCAGCGGCGACGUGGUGCGCUACGAGUUUAAGGCGCUGACCAAUAUCACCAGUGAUUUUGAGGUAAGUCAGGACAGUUUUUAUUGUGGCAUCCCCUAG